UUUACGGACUAGUAUACCCAACAGAUAAUUUUAAUUUUCAAUGUUUCAUAAAAGCUCUGCUAUACAAGAAGUGCCUAGCUUAUGGAAACGACCAGAUUUGGAUUUAAAAGUAAUACAUAAAACUUGUACGGUUACACAUGAUGACGAAUUUGGUGUGCGUUAUUAUAUAUAUUCCGGAUUAUGUGUCAAUUUGAGAAGAAAACUCAAGCAAUUUUUUAUAAUAUACAAGCAGCAUCCCGGAGCAAAAAAGUAUUUUCCUUCGGAAUCACUGAGGUCUGCAGAACAGUCUCGUCAUUUGUUGUAUUAUUAUUCGUCGAUACAUCCCUUCAGUCUGGGGGAUUUAUUAAUGAAGUCUUACAUGUUAAUCAUAUUUACUGUCCAACUGGUUGGAAUGAUGAUAGAAAUCGUAACAUUGUCAAACAGUUCGUGUAUGUAUAUUUUGAAUCUAUGCUAUAUUCCAUAUGUUGUAUGGAAUUUUUAUUCUGGUUAUUACGAAGACAAUAAAGUAAAAUUAUCACUAUCUGCUAUCGCGUUAAAAUAUGCAAAGUCAUAUUUACUGUUUGACACGGUACCUUUAGUAGCCAAUUUGUUGACUUUAUAUUUUGUCAGGGAGACUUUUAAUUCUUCUUACAAGCUUUUCAACUUGUUGCAAUUUGUACGUAUACGGACGUUCUUUACUUAUAUUUCUGAUAUUUGUAUUUGGAGAGGAAUUCCCAAGUAUGUGGAAGUUGCUGUUAAAGGUGGACUAGUUUUCUCAAUAUUUGUAUUUUGGUUAACUGUAAUUUUAUACACUUUCAUAAAUCUUCACCCGCAUUCGUGGAUUAACGCUAAGUACUUUCAUUCAGAUUCAUAUCGAGUAACUUCCUGUAUUAGUUCUGCGUUGAUGUUGUUGAUGUUUGUGGAUAGAGCGUAUGAUGUGGAUAUAACACACAUAGGACUUUUUUUGCACGUGUUUGGCCUGUUUUUAGGAUUCAUCUUGCAAGUUUUCAUAUUAAUAAUUCUGUUAAAAGUUAUGCAAACCGCCACAAGUAGCUAUAAUCAUUAUCAAAGGAUGAUUGGGGAAAUUAAUGAAUAUAUGAGAGUGAAAGGCAUUCCUGUGUCUUUAAAAAAACAAAUAUUUCAUUAUAUUGAUUUCCGAUUCCAUGGUCACUUUCAUAAGGAGAAAACUAUUGAAACUAUACUCACACCCACUCUUAAUAGAGAGAUCAAAGAAAUUUUUGUAUCAAAUCUAAUGCAGAAUGUAACAUUUUUGCACCUUCUUCCUGACAAUGUUCGAUCAAAUAUAGUUGAAAAACUGCAGGUCAUAUUUUAUUUUCCUAACGAUGUUGUAAUUCGAUUUGGCGAUGAUUCUAAUUUGCAUAUGUAUUUUAUAUAUCUUGGAACAGUAGCGCUUUAUGACGCUGAAGGUACUGAACUGUGUCACUUAGAAGAAGGAUCAAAUUUUGGCGAGUUGGGAGCUAUUUCGGAUAAACCAAGAACGGCUACUGUCGUAGCCAUUACACCUUGUAAAAUGUACAGACUGACUAGAGAAGAUUUCUUAUGGUCACUUCGCAAUAAUCCUGAAGUCAAGCGAGAACUAAGACUCUUUGCUAAUAUAAGAAUUCCUUCUGCGUACCAAAUUUAAAUAUUGUCUAGUAAGGAAAAUCAUAUUUAUGUUUUAUCUUUAUGUUAUAUAUAUGAAUUUCUUGAUUAUUAAAAAUAGUACUAAGUUUUUUAA
Molecule: messenger RNA, 1717 nt
Organism: Aethina tumida (small hive beetle)
Lineage: Eukaryota; Metazoa; Arthropoda; Insecta; Coleoptera; Nitidulidae
Product: potassium/sodium hyperpolarization-activated cyclic nucleotide-gated channel 1-like
Exons: 2
Coding region: 41-1624 (527 amino acids)
Source: RefSeq, a predicted model, not a curated record